Molecule: messenger RNA, 4000 nt
Organism: Pteronotus mesoamericanus
Lineage: Eukaryota; Metazoa; Chordata; Mammalia; Chiroptera; Mormoopidae
Gene: KLHL11
Product: kelch like family member 11
Exons: 2
Coding region: 61-2187 (708 amino acids)
Molecular function (GO): protein binding
Source: RefSeq, a predicted model, not a curated record
GUCGCCUCACAACGGCUGGACCGUUCAGAGACUGCGGCGGCCGGGCGCGGCGGCGUCAAGAUGGCGGCUGCGGCAGUAGCGGCGGCGGCCGCAGCAGCCGCAGCUGCAUCUCUGCAGGUACUGGAGAUGGAGAGCAUGGAAACGGCCGCCGCCGGCUCGGCGGGGCUGGCCGCCGAAGUCAGGGGCAGCGGCACGGUGGACUUCGGGCCCGGGCCCUGCUUAUCUGCCAUGGAGGCGAGCGGGGGCGAUCCUGGCCCGGAGGCCGAGGAUUUCGAGUGCAGCUCUCACUGCUCCGAGCUGUCGUGGAGGCAGAACGAGCAGCGGCGCCAGGGCCUCUUCUGCGACAUUACCUUGUGCUUCGGCGGUGCCGGAGGCCGCGAGUUCCGAGCCCACCGUUCGGUGCUGGCCGCCGCCACCGAGUACUUCACGCCCCUGCUCUCGGGCCAGUUCUCCGAGUCCCGCUCGGGCCGAGUAGAGAUGCGCAAGUGGAGCUCCGAGCCCGGGCCCGAACCCGACACGGUGGAAGCCGUUAUCGAAUACAUGUACACCGGGCGCAUCCGCGUCAGCACGGGCAGUGUGCACGAGGUGCUGGAGUUGGCCGACAGGUUCCUAUUAAUUCGUUUAAAAGAAUUUUGUGGAGAAUUUCUUAAGAAAAAACUUCAUCUCUCUAAUUGCGUGGCCAUCCAUAGCUUAGCUCACAUGUAUACCCUCAGCCAACUUGCUCUGAAAGCUGCCGACAUGAUACGGAGAAAUUUCCACAGAGUAAUUCAGGAUGAGGAAUUUUAUACUUUGCCUUUCCAUCUUAUUCGAGACUGGUUGUCAGACUUGGAAAUUACGGUUGAUUCCGAAGAGGUUCUUUUUGAAACAGUUCUGAAGUGGGUUCAGAGAAAUCCUGAAGAGAGGGAGAGAUACUUCGAAGAACUUUUUAAAUUGCUCAGACUGUCCCAGAUGAAACCUACUUACCUUACUCGGCAUGUCAAACCAGAGAGGCUGGUGGCCAGUAAUGAAGUUUGUGUCAAGUUAGUGGCCGACGCAGUCGAGAGGCACGCUCUGAGAGCUGAGAACAUACAGUCGGGCACAUUCCAGCACCCCACUUCUCCUGUCUCGUUAUUACCUCGUUACGGGCAAAACAUGGACGUGAUCAUGGUUAUUGGGGGCGUGUCGGAAGGAGGAGACUAUUUAAGUGAAUGCGUAGGGUAUUUUGUCGAUGAAGACAGAUGGGUAAACCUGCCUCAUAUUCAUAACCACCUGGAUGGACAUGCAGUCGCAGUAACAGAAUCCCAUGUGUAUGUUGCUGGAUCAAUGGAACCAGGGUUUGCAAAAACUGUGGAAAGGUAUAACCCAAAUUUUAAUAUAUGGGAACAUGUUUGUAGUCUGAUGACAAGGAAGCAUUCUUUUGGGCUAACGCAAGUCAAAGGGAAGCUCUAUAGCAUUGGAGGACACGGCAACUUUAGUCCUGGCUUUAAAGAUGUUACUGUUUAUAAUCCUGAGCUUGAUAAGUGGCACAACUUGGAAUCAGCACCAAAGAUUCUUCGAGACGUCAAAGCACUAGCCAUUGAGGACAGGUUUGUGUACAUUGCUGCCCGCACUCCUGUGGACCGGGACACCGAAGAUGGGUUAAAGGCUGUAAUUACUUGCUACGAUACAGAGACUCGACAGUGGCAAGAUGUGGAAUCUUUGCCACUUAUAGACAAUUACUGCUUCUUCCAAAUGUCCGUGGUCAAUUCAAACUUUUAUCAGACAGCAUCGUGCUGUCCCAAGAGUUAUUCUUUAGAAAAUGAAGAGGCAGUCAGAAAAAUUGCCAGCCAAGUUUCUGAUGAGAUCCUUGAAAGCUUACCUCCAGAAGUCCUAAGCAUUGAAGGGGCAGCCAUUUGCUAUUACAAAGAUGAUGUUUUCAUCAUUGGAGGCUGGAAAAACAGUGAUGAUAUUGACAAGCAGUAUCGGAAAGAAGCCUACCGAUACUGUGCUGAGAGAAAGAGGUGGAUGCUUCUUCCUCCCAUGCCACAGCCUCGAUGUAGAGCCACUGCUUGCCACGUGAGAAUCCCAUACCGGUAUUUGCAUGGCACACAGAGAUACCCUAUGCCUCAAAACUUAAUGUGGCAGAAAGACCGGAUCAGACAGAUGCAAGAAAUACAUCGGCACGCCCUAAACAUGAGGCGAGUGCCAAGCUCUCAGAUUGAAUGCUAGGUUCUCUAAUAUGUGCAGCUUAACAGUUAUACUUGUUUCAUGAGAGUGAAGAUAUCUAAGACUGUUACUUGAAAAAGUAUGUUGAUAACUUAUUUUCUACAUGAAUUGAUUAUUGCCUCCUAUAAAAGAACUAGAGUUAAAAACAGAAGACUGGGAAACUAAGUACAUGGUAAUUUUUGUUAGCCUGCAGUCUUUUUGUGUCUUUGGUUUCUGUCUCUGGUUUGUAUGUAUGUGCUAGCUAAAGAAGAUCUUAUUAAAGGCAAGUGGAAAAACCAGGUGUAGGUACCUGGCUUGUUUUCUGCCAAGAAGUUGUAACUCCUUUGUCUUAUGGACUUAGGUUUUGAACAUGCUUUAAGCACCAAUUUCAUUUGCACAUUUACCUUAAUAUUUCUUUUAAUCUUUUCCUGAAUCAUUGGCUUUGACAAGAUCAGAACUUACACAUUGAGCCCCCAUCUGCAAGAGGUGUGUGCAGUAGUGAGACUGAAAUUUGAAGGGAAAAGCACAAUAUUUCAGCAAGAUGAUUUUAGACUGUUUGCAUUGGUAUUUUGUUUAUCUAGAAAUGCUAUUUUUUUUCCUUCUAGAAUAGUUGACUGGUGAGGAAUUUGUGAUUGGCUCAUGCAUUUUUGAACAUUUUUCAUUUCUUUAGCAACUGAAUUGUCAACUUGAAGCUGUCACUCUGAGAUGAUGGUAGUGGGCAACAGUAUUAAUCUUUAGCUGAUUGAAUACAGAGGACAUUAUAUAUGUGAAAUUCAUUUCUUGGAGAAAUAUUAGUGCAGACUGAGAAAUCAAAGGCAUUAAAAACUUUUAAAUACUUUUUUCAGAAGUUGCAGGUUUAUUUGAGGAUAAGUUGAUGAGUGUAAAUAAUGCCUAUGACAAUCGACACUCAAUGCCUUCAAUUUUAAAUUUUGCUCUAAUACAUAUUUAAUAGAAUCCUCAUUCCUUUCUUAAAAAAAAAAAAAACACCUUUUUUUGAAAUGGAAAGGAAAUAACAAUUUAGAGAAAUGUUGCUAAAGAGAAGCCUUAUUAUUUCUCAGCCCCGGUUGUUAUGUUAUAUCCAGUUGCCCUAGACCUUUUUUUUUAAAAUGAGAGUUUAUUUGAGCCUAACUAGCCACAUAUGCCUGGAACUAGGAUCUCAAAUGCUCCCCAGUUGCCCUAGACUUUUCAUUGAAACUUUACCUGAGCUUAGAAUAUAAAAUUUAAGUGCAUAAGUCUGGCUCUUUAAAAUUUAUUGCUGUAGUUAAUCUUUUAUUUAUUUUUAUGCAUUCUUACGAUUCUCUUAUACACUCCCAAGCUUUAUACAAAUUAGCACUCAGGUUGACUAUUUUAGCACUCAGUAACUUCUGCUCUUACUGUUUGCAAUGUGGAUCCCGCAUAUUUUUCUUGUUUCUUUUGGAGUGUGUCUACUUUCUUAGACAUUCCAGAAUACUGUCCUAGAAAUUAAACUCUAAGUGAUUUAUUUUUGUUCCCUACUCCAUUAUAGUUAACCUUUUUAUUAGUUAUGUCAAACAUUAAAACAAAAAAAAAAUACAACCAGAAAGUUUAAAGUUUGCAGUUUGCUGCAAAACUAUUAAUGUUUAACCCUUGGACUCUAUACUAAGAAUUUUCCUGAAAUUUCUAAAUUGAUACCCCUGCCUAGGACAGUUUUUUCAAUAAACACAUAGGAAAUCUGCUUUAAAACCAUUUAAUUGAACCCUGGCCAGCUGGUGUACUUGGUUGGAGCAUGGUCCAGCACACCAAAACGUUGUGGGUUCGAUUCCUGAUCAGGGCACAUACCUAGUUUGUAAGUUUAGUCCCCCUUUGGGAGAGGAUAGAU